AUGCAAUUUGGGCAUUAUAGGUCUCUACGUUUCCUAGUGCUUGUGACAGCCUAUCUUCUUGUUUUAUCGGUGGACAAGAGCAGUGGUAGCGGCAACAGCAAAAAUUCUGGAAUCCCCGAUGACGAGUCAACGAAAUCAUUACUCCUUGCCGGUGAUGCCGCAUUACGUCAGGGUCGCAGUCAUUACCAGGAAGCACUCGCAAAAUACACGGAAGCAAUUACUCAUAAUCCUAAAAGUCUUCGUGGUCUCUAUAGUCGAGCUGAACUGUUAUCCAUGAUGCGUCAGCGUGAGCCAUGUAUGCAAGAUUUAAAUCAACUCCUUGAAUUGGAUAAGCAACACCAUCGUGGUUUAGCCCUUCGUGCAUCCCUUUAUGCGCAGUCUGGACACCUGCAGGAGGCUAUUCGUGAUGUGGAGACUCUUAUUCCUGUAUUGGAUGGCAUGAAGAAGACCCAAAAGGCGGCGGAGUACCGUUCCAAAUUGGAUCAACUCCGACGCUACGUCUCCACUUGGCCGCCGCUGCAGCGAAAACUGGAGUCGGCGCAGCACGGCGGGUCCCCGCUGACGCCGGCGGAGUACCGCACGUGUGUGACGGUGCUGCACGAGAUGAUCCGCGAUCUCGCGCGCGACAACAACGAACUGCGGCUGCAGCGGGCGAAAUGCGCCCUCGCGUGUGGCGACAACGCCGCGGCGUCGGAGGAACUCAAAGCGGUCGUGCGGCGCGACCCGCAGAAUCUCGAGGCGGUGGCCCUCGCGGCGCGGGCACUGCGGGCUCUCGGCGCCCUCGAGGCGGCCCGCGCGGAGUUGCGCCGGUGUCUCUCCCUCGACCCCGAGCACGCGGCGUGUGCGGCCGGCCUGCGGGGCGUGCGGGAACAACAGCGGCUCCUCACAGACGUCGCGGCGGCCAUCAGUGCGGGCGACUUUGCCGCCGCCGGGAAGCACGUGGAGGCGGCGGAGAAACUCGCAGAGGAGGAGGCCCGCGGGUUAGGUAUCCCACCCACACAAACCACCAAUAAAGGAAAGGGAGAAGGCGAUGGCAUGGUGGGGGAUACCGCACUGCGGGAACAAAUACGCCGCUGGCGCUGCGAUGUAGCGGUGGGUCGCCGCGAUACGAAAGAAGGCCACAAAGCCUGCGAUGCCGUACUUGAGCGAUUAGGCAGUGAUAGCCCUGCAGCCGCAGAUGUGCUAUUGCAGAAGGUGGAGCUUUACCUCAUGGAAGACGAUUUAGCUGCCGCAGAGGAAUACCUCGGGCGGGUACAGAAACUCCAGUCCGGUCACCCACGACUGCAGGAGUACUUGAGAAAGUUAGAGAAACUUAAACGCUCUGCCGGGCGUAAGGAUUACUAUAAAAUAUUAGGUGUCAAGAAAACGGCAGACGCAGCGGAGAUACGUCGCGCCUACCGUCAUCUGGCAAAGACUCUUCACCCUGAUAAACUUCGUUCGCAGAAUCUCUCACCCCAAGAGCGACAAAAAGCAGAUGAACGCUUCCGUAACAUUAAUGAAGCAAAGGAGAUUCUGUUGGAUGAUGAAAAACGCGCACGCUAUGACAAUGGUGAGGAUCCAACGAAACCUCCUGGACAAGGUGAAGAAGGUCACCCAUUCUACGGUCACCCAUUCUCAUUCCAUGGUAAUCCAUUUGGUCAAGGAGGUCCAUUUGGUCAAGGUGGGGGGCACCAACAGUUCUUCUUCCGCUUUGGCUAA
Molecule: messenger RNA, 1698 nt
Organism: Trypanosoma theileri
Lineage: Eukaryota; Euglenozoa; Kinetoplastea; Trypanosomatida; Trypanosomatidae
Product: putative DNA-J protein
Exons: 1
Coding region: 1-1698 (565 amino acids)
Biological process (GO): protein folding in endoplasmic reticulum
Cellular component (GO): endoplasmic reticulum
Molecular function (GO): misfolded protein binding; protein-folding chaperone binding
Source: RefSeq, a predicted model, not a curated record